Molecule: messenger RNA, 1995 nt
Organism: Eimeria acervulina
Lineage: Eukaryota; Apicomplexa; Conoidasida; Eucoccidiorida; Eimeriidae
Product: biotin-[acetyl-CoA-carboxylase] ligase, putative
Exons: 1
Coding region: 1-1995 (664 amino acids)
Biological process (GO): protein modification process
Source: RefSeq, a predicted model, not a curated record
AUGUCUCGUAGCGAGGGAGGAUGUCGUCUUGGGAAAUCAGCAGGAACAGCAGCAGCAGCAGCAACCGCAGCAACAACAGCAGCAGCAGCAGUAACGACAACAGCCUUAGCAACGGCAGCGACAACGGAACUGCGGCAUCGCCGUUGUUUCAAGACGAAGCUUCUGCCGUCCGUGCCCUUGCUGCUUCUUCUGCUGCUGCAGCUACACGCUGAUAAGGCCUGCUGCAGUUUCGUCUCCCGGGGUCGUAGAGCCAGCAGCAGCAGCAGCAGCGGCACUAGUAGUAGUAUUAGUAGUUGCGGCAGCAUCAGGUUUACUGUCCCUGCCCCUAGGCCGAUAGCGAAGUGUUGCUCCUUUUUUAGCCUAUACGCAGCGCAGCAGCAACAGCAGCAACAGCAGCAACAGCAGCACCAGCAGCGGCAACAGCUACCCCCGCAACAGGCUGGCUUGAGCGGCAAGGCCCUUAGAAACCGGCGGCAUUUCUCCUUCCUGAGGUCCAGCCAUAGAAUCAAUCUCGUUGAAGGGCGUCGUGACGCAGCAGCAGCAGCAGCAGUAGCAGCAGCAGCAGCAGCCGGUGUCUGUGCAGCGCACUCUAAAGGGGCUUCCCCUGGCGAGCGGCUCGGUCAAACGAUGCCAACAGCGCCGGUGACGGCAUCGAGAACCGCAAAAGCAGCAGCAGCAGCAGCAGCAGCUAGAACGCGUGCAGCACCUACCGCCCCUCCAGCUCCAUCUUCCUCAUCUGCACCAUCAUCAGCUGCCACUGCAGCAGAACCAGUACCAACAGCAGCAGCAGCAGCAACAACAACAGCAGCAGCAACAGAAACAGCAGCAGAUGUGCCUCCUUCAGCUGCGGAGGUUCGCAGGGUUUGUGGGGCAUCAUUGGGAGUAGUGGAGUUGUCGUUCCCUUCUCUUGACUCCACUCAGAAGUGGGCUGAGCGGCAUUUAGACGAGCUGGUGUCUUUACACCUGCUGCAGCAGCAGCAGCAGCAGCAGGGGGAGGGGGGCUGGUGUCUGUGCAUUACUGCAGCGCAGCAGACUGCUGGGGUUGGCACGCGCAGAGGAGACACAGGAGAGGAGCGGCGUUGGGUCUCUGCAGCGGGGAACCUGCAUGCGACGUAUUUGCUGCCGUGGAAGCAGCAGCAGCAGCAGCUGCUGCUGCACCUGCCUUUUGUUGCUGCGCUCUCUGUGCAGCGCGUGCUGCAGCAGCUAGGAGUUGCUUCUCCCCAGAUAAAGUGGGUGAAUGACGUCCUUGUCAAUGGCAAGAAAAUUGCAGGAGUCCUUUGCCAGAACACUAACCGCAACCUAGCUGCUGCUGCUGCUGCUGCUUCGGGGCGAACGGGAGCUGGAACAACAGCACCAGCAGCAGCAGCAGGAUUAGGAACUCAUGCACCUGAUGAUGUUGUUGUUUUGAUGGGCAUUGGCCUUAAUCUAAUUAGCCACCCCACGGGGCAGCUAGGGGACUGCUGCUAUCAGGGCAGCACAGACGUGCGAGAGGCACUGCAGCAGCAGCAGCAGCAGCAGCUCAAGCAGCAACAGAGACAAAAACAAAUGCUGCUGCACCAAUGCACCGACCUUGCCAUGUGGCCGCCCCCGUCUUCGCUUUUCCUCGCCUCCAGCAACAGUAGCAGCAGCAGCAGCAGCAACAGUGACAGUGUUAUAAACAGCGAUUUGUCUGUUGAAAGAGUAUUAGGCCUGCUGCAUGAACAGUUAGGAAUGCUGCUGCUGCUGCUGCAGCGGCAAGGCUUCCCUCCUUUGCGUGCUGCUGUGGCGCAGCACCUGGCCUACACAGGCGAGCGCGUCUCUCUGCUGCUGGACGGGCAGCAGCAGCAGCAGCAACAGCAGCAACAACAACAGCAACAGCAGCUGCUGCAACACGGGAAAUACACUGGAAUACUAGAGGGCCUUGGAUAUGAUGGCUCUUUGCUGCUGCGCCUUCCAGAUGGGUCGCUGCGAGGUUUCACUUCUGGAAGGCUUUUAAGAGAAACCCCUAAACCCUAA